Molecule: messenger RNA, 1662 nt
Organism: Colletotrichum orchidophilum
Lineage: Eukaryota; Fungi; Ascomycota; Sordariomycetes; Glomerellales; Glomerellaceae
Exons: 4
Coding region: 1-1662 (553 amino acids)
Biological process (GO): transmembrane transport
Molecular function (GO): transmembrane transporter activity
Source: RefSeq, a predicted model, not a curated record
AUGGCCGAUUUGGAGACGAAGGAGGCUACGCCGAGUCACGAAGGCGCCCUUACACCGCCUUCGCCAUCUUCACAGCCAUCGGGCAAGGAAUCAGCCGUUAGUGCCCAGGCCCUCGAUGGUACUGAAGACGCUGAUCCGCCACGAACUAUCCACGGUGUCAAGUGGUCCCUCGUCAUCUGCGCCCUCCUAUCGGCCUUGUUCCUUUAUGCUCUAGACAACACUGUUGUUGCGAAUGUUCAAGCAAAAGUCGUUCAAACAUUUCACCGCGUCGAUCUCGUACCGUGGCUCGGGGUUUCCUUCGCCUUAGCCUCGGCCGCUACAACCCUUCCAUGGUCAAAGGCCUACGGAACGUUCUCGGCCAAGAAACUAUAUCUUGGAUCUACAACUGUCUUCAUGGCGGCUUCAGCCCUCUGCGGUGCCGCGCCCGAUAUCAACUCCUUCAUUGUCGGUCGCGCGAUUGCCGGCGCGGGUGGUUGUGGGAUGUACAUGGGUCUCCUGACACUCUUGUCCGUAACAACCACCAAUGCCGAACGCCCCAAAUACCUGAGUCUUACUGGAUUCAUCUGGGGUAUCGGGACUGUUCUCGGGCCUGUUGUUGGAGGAGCCAUCAGCGAGAGCAAAGCGACUUGGCGCUGGGCUUUCUAUUUGAACCUGCUGGUCGGCGCCGUCGUGGGACCCAUCUACAUCAUCUUACUCCCCGACUUCAAACCCCAAGCGGGCGUUCCCCUCACUAAACGCCUAGCUCAGAUCGACUUCAUUGGGACAGCGCUCUCUAUUGGUGCAAUGCUCUGCGUCAUCAUGGCUAUGAACUUUGGCGGGGUUCUCUGGGGCUGGGAUGCGGGCGAGAGCAUUGGUUUGUUUGUGGCAGCGGGUGCCUUGGCGAUCCUCUUCGUCUUGCAACAAAUCUACUUUGUGGGCACAUCGAGAGAGAAUCGUCUGUUUCCUAUGCAUUUCUGGAAAAGCCGCACCAUGAUUUGCUUGUUCUUUACUAUGAUGCUUGCGACCUUCGGAAGCUUCAUCGGCAUCUUCUACCUGCCGCUGUACUACCAAUUCACCCGCGGCAUUACAGCAGUUGAGACUUCUGUCCAUCUUCUGCCGUUUAUCCUAUUCUUGGUUGCCUUCAACCUACUCAAUGGACAGUUUAUGGGACGUACUGGGUACUACUACCCGUGGUACAUUGCCGGUUCAGCCCUAGAACUCAUCGGUGGCGUUCUUCUCUACAUCGUCGAUGAACAUACCUCAAAUGCCAAGAUUUACGGGUACACCAUCAUUCUGGGCACAGGCGUCGGUUGUUUCUGCCAAGCUGGAUUUGCCGUCGCUCAGAUGAAAGUUCAGCCGGAUGAGAUCCCCUACAGCGUAGGCUUCAUGACUGUUGGUCAGAUGAUUGGCAUUGUCCUUGGCACAGGCAUGUCUGGAGCGCUCUUUGUCAACUAUGGGCAACGGGCGUUGGCGAAGGUUUUCCCCCACGUCUCUGCCGACGUGAUUUCUGACGCCCUCGCUGGUGUGGGCAGCGGCUUGAUUGACUCGGCCUCUCCUGAUGUGAGAGCUGAGGCGAUUCAUGGGAUCACUCGGGCAAUUCAGCUGGCGUAUGUACCAAUUAUUGCUGCUGGGGCAAUUUGCGUGGUAUGCAGUGUUUUCAUGCGCAGGGAGAAAGUCUUUUGA